UACAAUUUCUAAAUAUAACGAGAUCUUCAAAUUUUCAAGCUGAAAUUUCGCUCAACUCUAAACUUGCAUUGUUAAUUUUUGAUGUAUCUACUUAAAUAAUGAUAUUAUUCACUUCGAAAGCACAAAUCCAACGUUAUAAGUGUGAUGUAUAGAUAUAAAUUAAAAAUCGUCUGUCACAAACUGUCACAGGCAUGGUGUGGAACGUUAACCAAGCUCCAUUAUAUAGCAGUUGACAAUUAAAUACGAACAAUUAAAUAUGAAUUUUGUCGGUUGCAGUUUGAUGUUUUUAUUUAUCUUCGCGAUUGUUGAAACAGCACGAUGCGAACUUCUUACGCUUGGUAUAAUAGGCUCAAUCGGUGGUUCGUUAUUGGGUAGUGCAGGUUAUUAUGGUUAUGAAAAGUUCAAAUGCAACUUCAUGGAAUGCUGUACAUAUGAUUAUAUUCCUUCUGAUUUAGAUAAAUUAGAAGUUAUGCUCGCUGCCAGAUUAUAUGGGCAACAAAUUGCUCAGGAAACAAUUAUAAAUGCACUGCGGGGACAUUUGGGAAAUAAAGAUUCACCCAAAGCAUUGGUCAUGAGUUUUCAUGGCACACCAGGGACUGGCAAGAAUUAUGUAGCGCAAAUGAUUGCCAAAGCAUUUUAUAAGAAUGGUGUUCAAAGCCAAUAUUAUUAUUUUUUCAAUGGUCGCAAUGAUUUCCCUUUGCAACGAAAGGUGGACGAAUAUAAGGAAGAGCUGUAUGAAGCUGUUUCUAAUGCUCUAAAAAAAUGCGAGAGAUCCUUAUUCGUGUUCGACGAAGUGGAUAAAAUGCCAGAAGGCCUUUUAAAUAUACUGGUUCCUUUUCUCGAUUAUAACAUGUAUCAUAAACCUUCAAAGCAGAGCAAGAUUGUAUAUCAGAACAAGGCCAUUUUCAUAUUUUUGUCAAAUACCGGCAGUUCUCAAAUAGUGCAGCAUCUCAAGAGUCUAUGGGAGAAGGGCAAGAAACGGGACGAUACUCGAUUGCAAGAUUUUGAAAAAUUGAUAGCCAAUGGCGCGUUCAAUGAAAAAGGUGGUUUACAUCAUAGUGAUACUAUACAGACCAGCGUGAUCGAUCACUAUGUACCUUUUCUGCCUUUGGAAGAGGUGCAUGUUAGAAAAUGCUUGACAAGGGCUUUUUCCGAGCGAAAUGUCACACCAAAGGAGGAAAUGAUAGAAGAAGCGCUGUCGCAUUUAACUUUCGGUCCCGAGCCGCAUAAUCUAUAUUCGAUGGCCGGCUGUAAGAGAAUAGAGCAGAAGGUCGCUUCUAUUGUUUAUCGUAAGCAAUCAGAUUCUAAAAUUAAUGAUUAAGGAGAUUUGAAAUAUUUAAUUAUAAUAUUUAUAAUAUU
This is a messenger RNA of Camponotus floridanus (Florida carpenter ant), 1359 nucleotides long. RefSeq names its product torsin-like protein (gene Torsin). Bases 257 to 1321 code for a protein of 354 amino acids. Gene Ontology annotation, molecular function: ATP hydrolysis activity; ATP binding. Gene Ontology annotation, biological process: cellular response to misfolded protein. Lineage: Eukaryota; Metazoa; Arthropoda; Insecta; Hymenoptera; Formicidae. The record is from RefSeq and is a predicted model, not a curated record. The transcript is spliced from 3 exons.